This is a messenger RNA of Leptidea sinapis, 9397 nucleotides long. Its product is annotated as carbohydrate sulfotransferase 3-like. The record is from RefSeq and is a predicted model, not a curated record. Gene Ontology annotation, molecular function: N-acetylglucosamine 6-O-sulfotransferase activity. NCBI's taxonomy places the organism in Eukaryota, Metazoa, Arthropoda, Insecta, Lepidoptera, Pieridae. Gene Ontology annotation, biological process: N-acetylglucosamine metabolic process; sulfur compound metabolic process. The transcript is spliced from 5 exons. The coding region runs from base 163 to 1371 and encodes 402 amino acids.
GAGGUGCAAUGCGGUGUUUCCACGGAAACGUAAAGACGGGAAUAAAUUAUGACGGAAACUUGUAUCAAAACUUAAAACCAUGAUAUUUUAUUGAAACGCGUAUGUAGAUUCUCUAAUACAACGCGGUGAUUAAUUUUAUUAAAUAUUUAAUUUUAAAUAGUUAUGUUACGUAGAGUUAAUUUUUACUCAAUAUGUAUUGCCUUUGGUCUAAGUAUAUUAUUAAUUCUUGCUGGAAGUCGAUAUACCGAUAAUAAUUAUUACCGUCCGUCCCCUGAAAGUCGAAGUAUCGUUGAAGUGAAUCUACCACAGUUAACUUCUUCAAGUUCAAAUUAUGAUACAGAAGCCACAAUCGAGAAGAUAUUUGAAAAAACAAGAGCGAAAAUUCAAAUGGAAAUGAAAAAUUAUAACUACUCAUUUUCCGGUGUGUCAAAACUUGAGGAUUUACUGAUGGAGUCGAAUGGACAACCCAUAAGAAGUAUUAUCAUAUCAACUUGGAGGUCUGGGACCACCUUCCUUGGAGAAGUGCUUAACUCAGUGCCUGGUAAUUUUUAUCACUAUGAACCGUUAUUGAAAUACGAUAUAAUACAAAUAAGAGGUGCUCCACAUGCUGAUAAUGCUUUAAAAAUGCUGAAGAAGAUGAUGUUGUGUGACUUCAGUGAAAUGGAUGAUUACUUUAAAUAUGGCAAGACUCAUUUACACCAGUUUAGUCACAACACCAGACUGUGGGACCACUGUAAAUUUAAGAAGGAUUUAUGUCUGGACGCUCAGUUUACGUCUAGCUUCUGUAAGCUGUUUCCAUUUCAGAGUAUGAAAGUUGUAAGAGUGAGAUUACGCCUUAUCAAACAAUUACUGGAGGAUAAAGAGCUUAAUAUUAAAGUAAUGCUAUUAGUGAGAGACCCCCGAGGAGUGAUGCAAUCGAGGCAGCAUAGAAACUUCUGCCAACCGGCCCCAGAUUGUUGGGAACCUGAGUUACUGUGCGCAGAUAUGGUCAGUGAUUAUGUCGCUGCUGGACGGCUCUUGCAAAAGUAUCCUGAUCGACUCAUUGUGCAACGUUACGAAGAGUUAGCGUUAUCGCCGAACGCCACCACACACCAACUGCUCAGGUUUCUGGGCAUCAGCCCCACAUCGUCUGUGGAAGAUUUCCUCCUCACCCAUACGAACGUGGAAGUGUCAGGAGUAAGCUCCACGUUUCGAGUCUCUCGUGAAGUGCCUUUUAAGUGGAAGAACACUCUGGACUUCAAUUAUGUGGAAGAUAUUCAGGAUGCAUGUAAGGAAGCGAUGAACUUAUGGGGGUACAAAGUCGCUCACAACGCGUCACAAAUGACUAGCAAAGACUUCUACCCACUGGACAACUACACGAUUUCACAGUGAUACCGGCAUUUAUGAAUUUGCUGUCUUGGCAACACGACUGAAACACGUCAAGCUACGGGAUUGUUCGUAAAGAUGAUUCCCGUUCCACCCGAAUUUGCAUUUGAACAGAUGCAUCAACGCCUUAAAACAAUAAUUCAAUGGAAUUUGGAGAAGUAUACGUAAGGUGUUGUAAAUUUUGAUUUCGUUUAUAAGAUUAUACUUGUCAUUCAAUCGAAGUAAUUUAUAAUUUUAUCAUUGAUUUAUAUCGGGUAUAUUGUAUAUAUCUGUUAAGUAGUUUUAAAUGUUUCAAACGAUUUUAGUGCCUUCAUAAAUCGCACGCCCAUUAAGCUUGCAAGACACAUCAAAAUUGCUCAGAAAAAUAAAACGAAGGUGUUUUUUAAUAAUUGGGUUGUGUAAGACACGGUAGUUUAUAUCAAAUGUUAAAGAUGGACCAUUGUAAGAACUAUAUCUUGCUUUGGAGGUAGUUGUAAAAAAUAAGUGAGAUUUUUGUAACAAUUACAUUUAUGGCACAUUUACAUAAGAUUAUUUAUGUAUAUUGAAUAGCAUAGCCGUGAUGGAAUUGAUACAGUUGCUUCCAUUGUAGAUGUUUUACUAUAGAUUCGGUAAUAUUUAUUGUUAUAUAUUUGCGACUAUUAUUAAAGUCCAAGUUUGGAAACAUAAAUAGGAAUAGAGAUUAAAAAAAUUGUGAGAUUGUCUUCGAACAUUAUGAGAAAUAGUUCGCUUAAGGCCAACGAGUCCAGAUAAAUAAUGUAAACAAACGGACGGUUACUGAGGUCCAUUGCGAUAGCGAAGCGAUUAUAUCUCUAUCCCUAUCACUCGUACGCAGUAAUGGCGUCAGUUUUUACCAGUGGGCGGCUCCUUUGCACAGGAAGCCAGCUAGAUUAUGGGUACCACAACGACGCCUAUUUGUGCCUCGAAGCAGUAAUGUGUAAACAUUAUUGUGUUUCGGUCUGAAGGGCGCCGUAGCUAGUGAAAUUACUGGACAAAUGAGACUUAACAUCUUAUGUCUCAAGGUGACGAGCGCAAUUGUAGUGCCGCUCAGAAUUUUUGGGUUUUUCAAGAAUCCUGAGCGGCAUUGAUUUGUAAUGGGUAGGUAUCAAUUACCAUCAGCUGAACGUCCUGAUCGUCUCGUCCCUUAUUUUCAUAAAAAAAAAAGUUGCUCGACGACAGCAAUCGUUGCGUGUUUCGUGGUACAGCAAAGCAGCAAUUACUGUUGUCUAAUUGUUUAGUUGUCAACAUUUGGCCCGUCAUUUUGUAAACAAGUUCAUUCCUUUUUGGAUUGCGGUUGAAAUGAUACGUUAAUUGUUCGUUUCAGUAUUUACUUAGUUUUUUGUUUUUAUUAAUCCGUUACUGUUAGUUUCCUUUUUGAUUUUUGCUUGUUGAGUUUGGCAGCUCUAGAUAACAUUUGAAACACAGCAAUUAUUUUAAAUACACAAAUACUAGUAGUUCCCGCCAGCUUCGCUGGGCGAAUUUUAAAAGAAAGGAACGUUGGAAUUCGAAAAAUAAACCGUAGCCAUAAACCAUCUAGGAUAAAUUUUGCAUCGUAUGGUGGUAGCUUCAUGUCGAUACGAUCAGUGGUUUAGGCAUGAUUGAGCCUCAAACAAAGACCGUUUUCAUUAUAUAGAUAUCGAUAAAAACGUUUUGAACCCCUGAAACUUUGUUUACAUUCUUUACCUCAUCUCGUUGGCCUUACUAUAAAAGCUAUUUAGUUGAUUGUUUACCUUGAUAUUACAAACGCUUGGCACAAGAAAAUGUCUGGUAACGUGAAUGAUUACGAAUACAGCGAGAUCUUACUUGAACAAUGUAUAAAUCUGCAAUAAAUGAACGAACGACUUAUAUAAUUCUAGGAAUUUAUUAGCUAUUAAUCUAAACAUGACACUGCUUGAUAUAUAGGCCUUGGUACGGAUCUUGAGCAGAACGCGACGGGUAAUAAUUUCGAGUAUUAUGCUUAUGAAACCUACCCUGCACAUGCACGCCAUGCAUGUUUACAGUAAACACCACACUGAGUCUAAAGAAACCCGAGUUAAUGUCAAUCGCAUUGGAAAAAUUGGAGUUUACAUAUUUAUAAUAUUUAUUAAAAAAUAAUGAAAAUAAAUCACUUAUUUAGAUACACACACACACACAAAGAACAAAAAAUACGCAAAUUCGAGUGAAGUGUUCCAACACAAAUGUGUUGCAUCUCUGAUCUUCCUUGGUUCCUUUGUGACACAUGACCUCAUGACCGACACCUAACUACUACUAAGCUAAAAUUAAAAAUAAUAACAUAGAUACAGAUUAUAAGUAAUAGUAUUCUAUGCCAUUCAAAAUUUAUAAGGAAGUUUUGGAAUUCGCUAAAAUACUUUCUUUGCCUAAAAAAUGGCAGAUCUGGCGCGUAUCAGAUCAAAGCCGGGAACCCUUCGGAUGCAUCUCAUCAUCACUACUGGAUACAGCAAUAACAUCCCGCCUUUUUUAAAUACUCGAAAAAUAAUAUACAAUAAAUAAUGGGUUCAUAAACAUGAAAUUAUAACUGAAAUUUAAAAUUAAUUACUUAAGUAUUUAAAAUAAACAUUAUUUACAAGUGACUUACUGGUAGUGCAAAUACAUUACCUUAAUCCAAAUAUAUUUAAUAAUUAAAAAAAAAUACUCAAUAAGUAAAUGAAUUAAACACUCGGACAUUCUUUGACAUUAUAAGAUCAAUCUCUUAACGUAUUGUCCGAGCGGCGUUGCAUAUACACGUAUACAUUAACUUAUACAGAUACCAUUAAAACAUUCAUUCAAAUUAACACCUUAUUUUGUGGCAGUAAUAUUCAAAGUCUAUACGCCCAUUCGAAGCUCUGACGCGAACACGGGGCAAGAACAUUUUGUUUUAGCAUUUGAAAUGUAAUUGCUAAACAAUAUGAUUUAAAAUGUCAAGCUAGUGACACAAUUUUGUUAAUUUAAAGGGGCACUUAUGGAUAUGCUGUUAUUUGGACAGUUUUUCACUGAACACUGUCAUUGCGUGGCGUUGUAUUCAAAGCGCGGUCGAUACUUAAUUGAACGACAACUCCGCCUAAUAGACGCGUAGGCAGAGGUUUCCUUUAUACAAUUUUUGAGCGUGAUUGUCUGUCUAUUUGUUUAUUGUUUAGUCAAUGAUACAAUUACAGAAUGUCUAAAGUAUUCUCAAUCAAUUACUUAUACGCUAUGAGAAUGAAGCACGGAAUAAAAACUUCCGUAGGCUUUUAUGCAUUAUAUCUACCUUAAUCAUUAUACACACGUAAACGUUUUAUUUUGUGUAUUCCUUUUCAUAUUAUAUAAUAACAUAAUUUUUAUCUUGGAAGAAAGUUAGCGAGAAGAUAAAAGUGAGAUACGUAAUACUAUGAAAAUAAGUAAAGCAAACUAGUCGCGGCGUAUCUAUGUCAGUUAAUUGUCUAUUCUUUUUGACCACGUAUGCAGAACUCAGCCUGUUAGCGGGAGAUCCAUUGUAAUUUGGAUUCAAGAGUAAUGCCAAGAAAUAAAGCAGAUUCCAUCGAUUUUAUCACCUCUCUAUUUAAAAAAACACUUAACUAAAGAAUAACAUUCUAAAACUUUUGCUUGGGAAUCAAAUUUUUUACCUCCUGACAUAAAAUUUCUUACUUAAGUUCCGACACUAACUAGCGUAUACACUCGUUAAAUUUGAAGGGGAACGUAACAUAAUGGGAACCGUCCUUUAACAUUUAGAUGCAACACAUACAGUUCCUCCUGUAUAUACAAUACAUUGCGGAUAAUGCCAAACUUAUACAAACGCUUUUUUAGAUAUAGGUAAAUAGACAAUACUUUCACACGAUUUUUGUGCUCAUAAUCAUAGGGAUAAGUACUAUAAUUGUACUACGGAUGUACUGAUACUUAAUAGCUUAUGGUUCUGUAGUAUUUGCACAUACAACGAAUGUCCUAAAAUGUAUUCACCUUGCAGACUCUCUUUUGUUAAAGUACAGUUAUUUUAAGACGUCACGAUAGUUAAUAGUUUUCACCUUUUAAAUGUCAAUAAAGGACAAAAUUCUUCAAACGUGCUCAGAUAUCAUAUCGUUAAUUAGUCAAAUUUAGAUAAUUUCUAAACAUACUCUAGAAUGGAUAAGACAUGUAUAAUUAUGAUAAAAGCAAUAUUUCUCGCAGUCUAAAAAUAAUCAAAAGUUUUCUAUACUGCUCAAAGACCGAAUGAAAUAACUAAUGGGUAACAAAACAAAGGCUGACUUCAAAAGAUGAAUGAACCCAAGGUCGUGAGCUGUGGAAGGGGUUUGAUUAUAAUUAUAUCAUGUGUUAUAUUUAUUGGUUUCAUCCUUAUAUUGGACGGACGAAUGAUACUAUGUAUAGAUUAUUAUAAAACUGUUUAUAGGAAUCAAAACCUUCACGAAUUAUUAUAAUAAUAAUAUCAGAUAAAAUCCACGACUAAAUCUUCCUAUCGUCUUAAAUUUCUUUUUUGGUCCUUCGAGCCGAAUAUUCUUCCAAGCUAUAAAUAUUAAUGGUAACUCAUUAAAUAUCGCAUUGUGUCUAUGUCAUGUCAUAUCCAAUCUACGUAACAUCGGUGCUCACCACAUUGGAGUAGGCCAUCUGACGCUAGAUAUAAAUUAUGCUUAAAUAUAAAUUUUUAAGAAAUCGUGAGAUUCUAUUAAGUGCACUUGAUUUUAAGAAAUGAUCAAUUAUAUUGUAUUCUUGUAAGUAAAAUAUCAUAGAGUAAGAAAAGCGUUUCCAUGGACUUAAUAUAACAUUGAAAUUAGCUAAGAUACUGAAAUAAGAAACAGGGCUCUCUCAAAUUAAUAUUAUGAAGAACAAUAUGGUUCCUUAAUGUAACAUGUUUUUCCUUCUCUGGGAUUGAAUCCGGUAUUAUCUGUUGGCAAUGCAAAGAAGUGUUCGCCUUUAUAUUUUUUCUAAGUGCCAUUGUAUUGCGCAUAAUAUAAAACAAUAUAGAUUUUAAUAUUGCUUGUUCUAUGAUUGUGUUUAUAGUUAUCUAUUCCUAUUACUGAUAGGUUGUCACUGCUUUCGUAAUUAAUAGAAAAAUAUCUUACAAUACGUAUAAAAUAUCAUAUAUAGUGAUAAAAAAUAAUCAAUUAUUAUCAUAGUAAUGUUAAGACGACAGGCUUCCUGAUAGAUUUGACAAUAUAACUAUUCAAAUAUGCCUUAAACUAGUAGUAAUAGGGUAUACUAUUGCAUGAUUUAUGAUAAGUUAGUUAUUGGCUCUGUAUCAUAAAAAUUACAAGUUGCCAUGAGGCAGAUCGUACGCACAAAUACAUUGUAACUAGGUAGUUUGUAGAUUAGGUCGAAUGAAUCACUUUUUGCGGGUAGCCGGAUAUUUUCACGGGCCAAUGUAAACCCUUAGAAGUUUAAGUACUUGCUUUAAUGCAAGAUGAACAAUUGUAAAUUACUGACAUUGUACCGUCUCAAAUGGACACAAAAAUUCGAUUUAUUAAGUCAUGUGUGGUUUAUGCAUUUCAUAGAAAGCAAUUUAUGCAUUUUUUUCUUUAUAUAAUUGUAUGUUUUCAAUAUUUUUCAUCCGGUCUAACAAUGUUAUGAUGAAAAUAAAAAAUGUUUAUGAUAAAAAAAUGUUACAAUUUUAUCGGACGAAAUGUUCCGAGGACUCAAAGGAAGAGAUUGUUAUGUAAUUGAAGUGUGAAAUACUUUCUAUAAAGUAUAUUAAUGUAUUUUAAAAGCAGAUUUUUUUAUUAUAUUGAAAUAUGUUUGUGUUGUAAGUUAUUUGUACGUAAAUAAUUUGAAUGCCAAUUAACCUUACAAGUAGAAAUAUUUAGGUAGUGGUACAAUUUUUGUAGAUUUUAUUUUAGUUACGUAGUUAUUCACGUUCUUCUUACUGAUACUAUAAUACAAUUCCGUUUAGUUAUAGUUUGUUUUAUAUUAUUAUUGUUUUAUUAUAUUUUAUAAAUUGUUAUUUUUAUGAGCGGAGCCUAUUGAACUGGCUGGAUCCAGUGUAGAUUAUAAUUAUAAUUCAUAUCAUUAGCAUAUUAUUAGUACUUAUUAUAAAUUUUAAUAUUUAUUUUUUUAUUAUUUUGUUCGUCUUGUCGAUACAAAUGAAGUGUUUGAUGAUUUAGAUCUAAGAUCUAUGAUUUAGAUGUAGAUUUCAAACGAGUAAAAGUACUUUUAAUUAUUGGCUUCACAAUGGCAUGUUGGCAGAUUCUGGAUCUCUCUCUGGAAAAAAUUUCAGCUAUUUGUCAAUCGACGUUUAAUUUCGAGCGAAAACGCUCGCAAGUGUCACAGUAUAUAAAUCAGAUGAAGCAGUAUGGAAACUACGUAUAAACCUUAGAUAUAACGCACGCAGCACAUAAGCAGGUGCAGGUCCGCUUAUUGGCCUUGUUGAGACCUGUGUCUGUGUGCGUGCGUCAAUUCGAACGUUGGCACGUAGGUUACAUACUGUUUUAGCUGAUAUAUAUACUGUGUAAGAGUCGUGGUGGCCGCUAAUACAUGACAUCACGCCUUAUGUAUCACUAUAGAACGCGUUAUCAAGCGACGCGGUGAUAAUUACUGAGCUGUGACGUCAUUUCAUCUUAUUAGUUUCAAUUUUGUCACAACGGGAUCAUAUUUUAGUAUCUUGUCAUCAUAUAUUUUUUAAUUUAUUUGUCAAUUUUGAUCAAAAAAAUAUCGUAAUUCGCGAUUUGUUUUUUUGAAUAGAUUGUGUGAAUAGAUUUUCAAAAUCCAUAUUUUGGGACUUUGAAACUUGAUAGAACCAGGAGUGUGCAUUGUGCAGUGGGUGCAUUGUAGAAUUUAUACAAUUCUAUUGUAUAUCAUAGACUGCAUAGCGAAUUAUUGUUUCUUCUGAAUGCGGCCACCAUGAUCAUUGAGACACCGAAAAAUGAAUCGCUAAAACCAGAAAGUAAAUAUUUUAAUCUAGAUACUUAUUACGUUCGGUAGGAUCCAGUGUUUUCAUACAGUUAUUUUGAGAUUAGUAAAGGGGCUGUUGCUGUAAUAUUAGUAUUUCAACAUAGUACGUACUUUCAAGUGAACAUUAUAGUCGUUCUUUGAUUUAUUUAACAAAAAAAUCUCUUUGUUUUACUUCAUAUUCUAAUUGAAUAGUGAUCAUUUCCACAUUUAAAAAAAUACUAAAACUAAGUUAUAGUUAACACUUUGUGUUUGUAUCAUUUACUAUAUUAAUGUCAAACGUUUGAUGCUGUUGGUGCAAAUCAAAACUAAGUUUGACUAGUUUUUCAUAAUAUUAUUAUCGCUGAACACAUUGGGCCAAUGUGUAAAGGAAUAGCUUGUGCCUAGCACAUGUCAUGGCCGUUGGCCGCAUUUCUUUCAUUGGGGUAAUUGUUUAAGCGCAAUACAGGAAAUAGAACACAACUCAGCGGAUUUCUUGAAAUUAAUACCUAAGACUGGACGGCGUGCUAGGGUUACCAACCCUACAAAAAGAUCGAUGAAGUGGUCCAGCGCGGCGCAGCUAAUUUAGCGCGCAUGGCGUGGCAUUCAAUUGUUUUGUCUUCCCAAGAUUGAUGUGUGUGUACGUCGAUUCGGGGGUCUAGUAUGAAGUUAAAGUAUGUUCUAUUACUUUAUUGCUUUUAAGUGCGAAAUGUAAGUUGGCCAAUGGGGGCGCUUCAGCCGUUCUGUCGUGUUAUACUGUCUUAGAAUAAAACUAUAAUGAUAAAAUAUAUCUAGGAUCACGUAUGAGGCUAUAUGUUCAAGAUGUAAUUAAAUAUAUAAACACCAAUAAAAAGUAUUGCAAUAUUAGUUCGUUUGUGACACACGUCAACGAAGGACUUCACAAUUUGACAUUGACAAGUCGACAGGCUAUCAUACCUAUAAAAUGACAGUUUCACAGUGACAGCAACAGCCCUCAAUAGAGUAUGUAUUGUUUACGUAAAGUACAUUAUUUAGUGGAAUUGAAAGCAAUACCUAAUUAUAGAAUAAAUAGCGGAGUCCCAAGGAGUUGUGUGAUAGGUAAUAAGGGUAGCCUUACUAGAAAUAAGAGGUAGCAUACGAAUCAUACAAUGUUGACAUUUUAUUAUGUGGUAAGAUUUAGCACGGCCAGCGCUAUCGCAUGUACAUUGUAAUAUGUUUUUUAUUAAAAUAAAACUAUAGAAUCAGACUGAAA